GAAUCCUUGCUUACCCUUGAUAAAAACUUUGGUUCUCCAGGCGGGUUGUUGAGCGAGUCCUCCACGGCUGACUUGUGACAAACAAUAGCACUGGUCUGUUUCUUAAUAAUUCAUUACCUCAAAGAAAGAGGGAGAAAUUUGGCAUGGUAAAGAACUGAAGGAGAACACUAGCAAAGGCUUUGAAAGAGAGCUGGAAAAGUUGCUUUGUGAGGUUUGGACAUAUGUGUUAAAUUGUCUGAAGAAAUCUUCAAGAAAGGAGCUUCCUGAAGAGAAUAGGAAAGACGAACAGGGCAGACAGAAAGUGUAACCUGACGACGAGUUGGAGGAGGGAGUGAAGAGGAAUCAGACAAGUAGCCCUAGCUGGAUCUGCAGCAGGAGAAAAAGUGUCGUCCCGGUUGUGGCCCGACGGGUGGUACAGAGACAGUAGCAUCAUGGUGAAUACAGGUAUGCAGCUGAUCAGCUUCACCUGCGCCGUUACCGGCUGGGUGAUGGCUAUCGCUGUGACUGCGCUGCCCCAGUGGAAGGUCACGGCCUUCAUCGGGCCCAACAUCCUCACUUCGGAGAUCGUGUGGCAGGGCAUCUGGAUGAACUGCAUCUACCAGACCACUGGGCACAUGCAAUGCAAGACUUAUGACUCAUUGCUGGCGCUUCCGCCAGACAUCCAGGCGGCCCGCGCCCUCAUGUGCGUGGCCAUCUUCCUGGGCUGGCUGUCCUGCACGGUGUCCUGUUGCGGAAUGAAGUGCACCACUUGCGCCGGGGAUGAUCGCCAUGCCAAGGCUGGCAUAGCGCUGUCUGGCGGGGUGCUCUUCAUCCUAACAGGCCUGUGUGUACUCAUCCCCGUGUCCUGGACAGCCAACACCGUGGUGCAGGACUUCUAUAACCCCAACGUACCCAUCCAGAAGAAACGUGAGUUGGGCCAGGCCAUCUAUCUGGGCUGGGCGGCCGCCGUCAUUCUCAUCAUAAGCGGCAUUGUGCUGAGCACCACCUGCUCCUACAUCGAGAAAGGACACUACAGACGUGGCUACAUGGGCCGCAGCUUUGCUAAUUCCAGAUCGUCCCCACUGGAUCCCCCGAAACCCAUCACCACCAACAGCGUGCCCCUUAAGGAGUAUGUCUAAGGUGGAAGGCAAGCAAUGGCAUUUCCAUAAGACUUGAAUGGAGAUUAUAGGGAGGUACAACAGGGUCAGUUGUGUAAAAUACCCAGAGCGGAAGCUCUAAGUUUGGAGAGACAGCUGAAUAAUGCUCCUGUAGUGUUUAGUGUUAUUUUAGAGGUAGCUUUAAAUAUUUGUACUGUUUUUCUACUUUUCACUACUAUGACGUUCUCAUGAGGGGGUACAGUGAUAACUGCACUACAGUAUUUCUAAGUAAUUUAUUUCUUAUUUAUUAAUUGUUGAAAUGUUAAUUUUACUCUGUUGCUGAUGUUUCUGAAGAAAGAUCCCUACAUUUUCUCAAUAACUUCUCUACAUUUUAGAAUUUUUAGAAUGAUUCCAGUGUUUAUGUGAA
This is a messenger RNA of Pangasianodon hypophthalmus (striped catfish), 1503 nucleotides long. It is a transcript of the gene cldn35, whose product is annotated as claudin 35. The coding region runs from base 432 to 1118 and encodes 228 amino acids. Gene Ontology annotation, cellular component: bicellular tight junction; plasma membrane. The record is from RefSeq and is a predicted model, not a curated record. Gene Ontology annotation, biological process: bicellular tight junction assembly; cell adhesion. NCBI's taxonomy places the organism in Eukaryota, Metazoa, Chordata, Actinopteri, Siluriformes, Pangasiidae. The transcript has a single exon. Gene Ontology annotation, molecular function: structural molecule activity.